Messenger RNA from Paramecium pentaurelia, 690 nucleotides. Lineage: Eukaryota; Ciliophora; Oligohymenophorea; Peniculida; Parameciidae. The record is from the annotation of a GenBank genome assembly.
AUGAUUAAAGAAAUUAAAAUAACACUUUUAGGUAAUUCUGGAGUUGGAAAGAGUAGUAUAGUAAAUCGUUUUUGUUUUUAAAGCUUUAAUGAAAACAAUCAAUCAAAUCUAGGGGCAGGUUACUUUUCAAAAGAAAUAGAAUUACAAAACAAUAAAUUUAAAUUUUAAAUAUGGGAUACUGCAGGAUAGGAGAAAUUCAGAUCUUUGGUUCCUCUUUUUUUAAGAAGUAUUUCUUUAGGAAAAUUUAGAUUCUUAAGUUGCAAUCAUUGUUUAUGAUAUUACAUAAAAAUCAUCAUUUACUUCAUUAAAAGAAUGGGUUUCUAAUUUAGAAUAAAUAUGCACAAAAAAUUAAUGUAAUUUUCCAUAUUAUUUUUUAGUAUUUGUUCUAGUAGGAAAUAAAUGUGAUUUAAUUGAAUAAGAGGAAGUAACUUAUGAUGAAGCUAUGUAAUAUUCAUAUGUAAAAUAUUGAUUUAUUUAGAAUCUUAAAGCAAUAUUCUAAUAUACAAGUUGUAAAACAAAUGAUGGAAUUGAAGAACUAUUUAAUAAAAUUGCAGUUGAAUAUUUAAAAUUUGAAGAAGAAUAAUAAAACAAAGUAUAAAUCUAAUAAUACUAUUUUAGUAAAUGCAUACAAAUGAGAAAUAAAAUAGUAAAUUGAAAUUUUAAAACAAAUACUAUUUCACCUGUUGUUGA